Pyrgilauda ruficollis (rufous-necked snowfinch) is the source of this 3080-nucleotide messenger RNA. It is a transcript of the gene CUNH8orf58, whose product is annotated as chromosome unknown C8orf58 homolog. NCBI's taxonomy places the organism in Eukaryota, Metazoa, Chordata, Aves, Passeriformes, Passeridae. The coding region runs from base 588 to 2195 and encodes 535 amino acids. The transcript is spliced from 6 exons. The record is from RefSeq and is a predicted model, not a curated record.
AGCCCUCAUGGGAUAACACAGCUGGGGCUGGGGGCGAAGGGGCUGCCCAGGUAGGGGCGGCCCCUCACCCCCGCCCCGCCCCGGGGCUGUGCCGCCCCCGGCCCCGCCGGAUAAAGCAGCGGAGGAGCAGCCCCCGUGCUCCCUGCCGCCUCCCGGUGCUCCCUGCCCGCUCCCUAUUCCCGGGUUUUUCCCCCCUCGCUCCCGAAACGUCCCGAGGAUGCUGCGCCGCCGCGGAGCCUUCACGGUGCAGCCGCUCCGUGCUGACCCCGGUGAGUCGGUGGCCCCUGGGCUGGGGGUUCCCUCGGGGUCCCAGCCUGCGAGGAUCAUGCUGGAGGGGAUCCUCAGGGAUCUCUGCUUUGAGGUGUCUGUGCUGGAGAGGGAACCUGGGGUCCUUGGAACCCCAGUUUGUGUUUGGGCUUGAGAAGGAGCCCAGGGGUUCACCGGAACCCCCAGUUUGUGCUAAAGGGGGUCCCUGCAGCCCUGGUUUCCAUCCACUCCCUGUUGGGAGGGGCCCACGUACCGGCUGCGCUGGGAAUUCAGGUUUUCCCUUCCCAUGUUUGGGCUGACGGGCCGGUGCCUGUCCCCAAAUGCGGCGUGGGGGUCUCCAAAACCCAGGGCCCACCUCCGAGUGUGCCACAGCCCAGCUGUGCCGGGACCCCUCCAGCAGCAACAUCUGGGAGGUAUCCAGGGCUGAGCUGGAGCUGCCAAGGCGGGGGGCACCCCCGGGAGGAGCUGAUGGGGACCCCCACGCCCCUUCUCGCCCUGCCGGUGCCCCCCACGCCCGUGGGGCUGCGGUGACACCCCCGUGGUGGCGGGGGAAGCGGCCCCUUGGCACGUGGGGUCCCGGAGCCUGUGGAAUCGCGGCGUGUGGGAAGGGGGAUGCUGGCAGCGGCCACGGAGCUGCGGUGGAGGGGCUGCCCCCCGGAAUUCCUGGGAUUCAAUCCUGCUGGGGCGGGCGGGCUGCUCCCCGGCAUUGCUGCGCUUCAAUCCCACUGAGCGGCCGGAUUGUCCCGGGGCUGGCCGCGACUUCCCGGCUCCCCUCGGCUUCUCCAGCCCCCGAGGGAUGCACGGUGAGUGCCGUGGCUGCAGGAGGGGCAGGAAUUUGGGAGCACCGAGACCCCCGAGCGGUGAAUUCAGCCCACGCUGGAGCCCUGAGGCCCGUCGCCGGCUGGGGUGGCAAUAAAAGGGAGCGCCGGGACGCGCGCCCGGCACUCGGCUCUGGCUCUCGGCGAUGUGGGGUGGCUCCCGCGCCGUCUGGAAGAGGAGGUUCAGCUGCUGUGAAUGGUCCCUGGGAGUCGGCCGAGAGCUGCAUCGUGCGCACCUCCGCCAGCGUCUACCGCCGGCUGCAGGAGAGCCCGCGGCAGCCCCCGCGGGGCAUGAGCACCCGGGGACCCCCCCCGCCGCCAGCGCAGCCCCCCAGCAGCCCCCCGGCCGGCGGGAGGUUCCUCAAGUCCGAGUCCGAGGAUUCCGGCGUGGAGAUGGCCAGCAGCGAGCACUCGCCCCGCGCCCUGCUGUGCUCCGAGAGCCACUUCUCCCUGGACAGUUUCCCGGCGGAGGAGAAGCCCCCCGGAGAGGAGCCCCCCCGGACCCCCCGGAGCCGCUCGGCCAGCAGGAGGCUGCUGCAGGCAGCGCAGCGGAGCAGGAGGCAGCGCUGCCCUCGCCAGCUCAGCCGGCGCAGCGCCAGCGCCGCCGACCUGGCAGAGCCCCCGCGGGACCCCCAGGAGGCCGAGGGAGCGGCGGGGGCGACUCGGCCCCCUCGGGACCCCCGGGCCAUGCCCGAGGCCGCGGUGUCGGGACAGGGGCUGCGCUACCUGGAGCACGUGUGCCAGAUGCUGGAGCGCCUGGCGCGGCUGCAGCAGGACAACCGCGCCCUCCGGCAGCAGGCGGCCGGAGCCCGCUGCGCCCGCCCGGCCACGCUGCCCAGCCGGCAGCCUCCGAGUCAGGAUUUGGGCACCUGGAGGGGUGAGGGGUUCCGGCCGCGCUCCUGCUCGGACAGCCAGGCUCCAGCAGCCGACCCCGGGCCGUGCCGGAGGUUGUGGGGACACUCGGUCAGCUCCCCCAGCCUGCUGGACCCCGCCGAAGGCGGGCCGGGUGUCCCGGCACCGGACAAGGACGGGCGCUCGCACUGGGGCCGGGUGAAGGUGCUGCUCACCCGCCUGACCCGCCGCUCCCUGCGCGGUGGCCGCUGCAGGUAGGACGGGGGGUCCCGCUCCCACCGCCACACCUGGAUGGAGGAACUGCGUCACACCUCACCCCAUGACGUCACGCCAGCCCGGGGCCGGUCCCCGGCCUGGCGCACCCCCUUCACCUUUUUUUUUUUUACCCUAAUAAAGUCUUUUCACCAAUAAAGAGGCGGCUCUGAGCGAGGUGUUUCCUGUCGCGCCGUGACGUCACACCCCUAAACCCGGCGUGACGUCAUGAGAGGGCGCGUCACUGCCGCAUCACUUCCGACGGCUUUCCCGCCCCUUUUGUCCCACCGGGCCCGGGCCCACGGACGGUCCAAGCGGCUGCCGAGCCUCCGAACUUGUCCUUCCCCCGGAGCCCCCCGGGGGUUGGUGGGGAGGAGGGGGCGCCGGGGGUCCCCGCCGAGGCGGGAUGAUGCUCCCGGGAGCAUCGCGGCUCUCUCGCGGGGGGCUCCCCACUUUGGGGGGUGGGUGAGGAGGGGGCUCGAUGCUGUUUCGGCGCUGCCGGAGCCCCUCCUGCUGUCGCCAGCUCCGCGCGGGACGGGCCGGUGCCGCAGGUGAGGAAGAUGCUGCCCCGAGCCGCCGCCAGGCGCUCUCCCGUCAGGUAUCCCGUUAUCCCUCCCUUUCCCCCCUUUCCUGCUGAUGUCCUACCGUCACUUGGGGUUUUUUCCUUCCCAGCGCCUCCCGGCACCGCUCCCACCCUGGGGACACCCCCGGAGCCGCAGCGUCCCGCGUCCCACCGCUCCUUCCCGGGAACCGUGAGUGCCUGUCCCCGCCGUGCCCACCCUCAUGGCAGGGCCUGGGGGCACAGGGGGUCCCUGGCAGUGCCCCCCGGCUGGCUCACAGCCUGAGCGGGGGUGCUGAAGGGUUUUUGGAGCACAGCUAGGGGGGGCAGUG